Limulus polyphemus (Atlantic horseshoe crab) is the source of this 1493-nucleotide messenger RNA. RefSeq names its product leucine-rich repeat transmembrane protein FLRT3-like. Gene Ontology annotation, cellular component: plasma membrane. Lineage: Eukaryota; Metazoa; Arthropoda; Merostomata; Xiphosura; Limulidae. Gene Ontology annotation, molecular function: protein binding. Bases 122 to 1084 code for a protein of 320 amino acids. The transcript has 4 exons. The record is from RefSeq and is a predicted model, not a curated record.
AGAGUCUUAUCUUUAAUUAAGUUGAAAGCCAAUUUACUGCGAACUGUAAAUCAAGCUAAAUAUGCUAUAAACUGAACAACUAAACAGACAAGAUUCGACUUCAUAGCUCACCAUUUCUGUCAUGAAGAGGUACUUUGGUUUCGUUACUUGCUGUUUUGGUCUUAGUUUUCUAACAGAAACCAUAGAAGUGGCGUCCCUGAGCGUUUGUCCUUCUUGGGAAGAAGUAGAACCUUGCUUCUGUGACAUUGGGUUUAAAGGCUUAAAAAUAUAUUGUACUAAUAUCUCUUCGUCUCUGGAAAUCGAGCAUCUGCGACGAAAUAUUCCACAGUAUGGCCCGAUAGAAGAACUUGUAAUUACAGAAUCUUCCUUACGCAGGUUGCCUAAAGACAUCUUUGAAGGAACUAAUAUAAGCUACCUUGCUUUAGACAAAGUGGAACUGAAUCCUGUGUCCGAAGAAGACAUUCCUUUUUUAGAAGGCAACUCCAACACAUUGGAAGAAGUUUACGUUUAUAAAAGCUUCCAAAAAGGUUCUGGAAAAAUAUCAUUUUCUCACCUGGAGAAUUUGAAAUUUCUUCAAAUAGUCUAUAAUAAUAUCGAUACGGUUCAUGGAUGGUUCAAGGGUGGCCCAUAUUUAUUAAAUGAGGUUGAGUUAGUAAAUAAUGCCAUCACGAGCAUUGGUGAGACGAGUUUCUCUGACCUUGUAAACCUAAGGAUAUUAAGCCUUCAAAGAAACUAUAUUUCUUUGGUGUCACGAAGUAUGUUUCCUAACAAUAUCAACACUCUGGACCUAAGUGACAACCAGAUCAGUGUUCUUCCCCCUGACAUCUUUACUACCAUGCUGAGUUUAGAGGAGAUCUAUAUAACAAAUAACAACAUCGUGAGUUUAGAGGAAAAAACUUGGAAACCAGUGUGGAAGCAGCUGGUGACUGUGUGGGUAGAAGACAAUCCCUUGGCAUGUGACAAGAAGCUGCGAUGGAUAUUGGACUUAGAUUUUCCCAAACACUUAUGGGGAUUCUGCGCGGCUCCUGAACACUUACGUGGGAAAGAUUUGGUAGACCUGAAGCCAGAAGAUUUAAAUAUAUGAAAUAAAUUCUUUUAUAAGUAUAUGCGUAGUGUUAUAAUACUUAUUGUGAUUUCAUUGGUUUCGUAAACUUUAGUAAAGUCUAUGCUAUAAAAGAAAAAUGUUUUGUUUUUGUAAUUCAAAAGUUAGUUUGAAAGAAACGUUAAUGUUGGUACCACAAUACAAUAUUGAUGUUUCAGCUACUCAUCACACUUAACAUGUUCUAAUUACAUCCAAUUAUUCAAAAAAAAACAACAUUGCCUAUAUUUUUUACUGUAGUGGCAGACUAGAAUGUAAAUCUUCCUGUAAUUAUUAUUAUUUACUCAUGUAUAUGGUAAGGAUGGGGUCAUAAACAAUGUAAGUAGAACUGAAAUGUAACAACUAAGUUAAAUUCCUUCCAACUAUAGAAACGGCAAUAAAACAUUCCAUGUUC